AUGCCUCUCCCACACGGAGUAUACCGUGCAGACCACGUCGGGUCUUUUCUCCGCCCCAAGGAGGUGCUUGCCGCUCGUGAGGCUGCCUCCAAGAACGAGAUCAGCCGUCAACAGCUUCGCGAGGUAGAGGAUAAGCACAUUUCCGAGGUUGCCAAAUCGCAAGCGACCAACGGCCUCCGCUCCAUCACCGAUGGCGAGUACCGCCGCGCCUGGUUUCACAUCGACUUCCUCGUCAACCUUGAUGGUGUUGCGCACAUCAGCGACGGCAACAUGGCCUCGACCAACAUCACCACCCACGGCAUGACGCCACCCAAGUUGGCCGUGGUCGGUAAGCUGGGCCACUCCAAGCCCAUCCAGGUGGAUGACUUCAAGCACCUCGAGGCUCAGAUCCCCGCCGACUUGAAGGACAAGGUCACCACCAAGGUCUGCAUCCCGUCUCCAACCAUGGUGCACUUCCGUGGUGGCCGCGAAUCCAUUGAUGAGAAGGCCUACCCAACUCUGGAGCCCUUCUUCGAGGACCUGAUCGCCGUAUACCGCGCCGAGAUCCGUGACUUGUACGCCGCCGGAUGCCGCUUCCUGCAGCUAGAUGACACGAACUUGGCCUACCUGUGUGACAAGGGCAUGCGCUCCGAGGCCGAGAAGAGGCACGGUGACCCCAACGCCUUGGCUGAGCAGUAUGCCAAACUCAUCAACGACGCUAUCGCCGAGCGGCCCAAGGAUAUGGUUAUUGGCAUCCACCUCUGCCGCGGUAACUACCGCUCCCAAUGGUUUGCCGAGGGUGGUUACGAACCUGUGGCCGAGGUUUUGUUCAAGAAGCUCAACGUCGACGUUUACUUCCUCGAGUUCGACGACCCUCGCUCAGGUGACUUUUCGCCGCUGCGCCACCUCCCUUCGGAGAAGACCGUCGUUCUGGGUGUCAUGAGCAGCAAAAAGGCAGAGCUCGACGACCGCGACGAGAUUGUACGGCGACUCAACGAGGCUGCCUCAUACUGCCCUCGCGGCAUUGACCAGCUUUGUCUCUCGCACCAGUGCGGCUUCAGCUCGACCGUUGAGGGCAACGAGUUGACUGAGGAGCAGCAAUGGGCCAAGGUCAGGCUCGAGGUUGAUAUUGCCAAGCAGGUUUGGGGUGAUGCGUAA
Pyricularia grisea is the source of this 1137-nucleotide messenger RNA. RefSeq lists its product as uncharacterized. The record is from RefSeq and is a predicted model, not a curated record. Gene Ontology annotation, molecular function: zinc ion binding; 5-methyltetrahydropteroyltriglutamate-homocysteine S-methyltransferase activity. The transcript has a single exon. Bases 1 to 1137 code for a protein of 378 amino acids. NCBI's taxonomy places the organism in Eukaryota, Fungi, Ascomycota, Sordariomycetes, Magnaporthales, Pyriculariaceae.